Messenger RNA from Aaosphaeria arxii CBS 175.79, 1410 nucleotides. RefSeq lists its product as uncharacterized. The record is from RefSeq and is a predicted model, not a curated record. The transcript has a single exon. The coding region runs from base 1 to 1410 and encodes 469 amino acids. Lineage: Eukaryota; Fungi; Ascomycota; Dothideomycetes; Pleosporales.
AUGCUGAGCGCCCUCUCCACCGGUUUUUCUCUAUCCCUCUUCCUCUCCUGUAUACACGCAGCUCCUGGUGCUUCUGGAUACGGACGUAACCUUCCUCGAGCAUUUCACGCUGGAUCUUCUGCACCUAAUCCAAAGCCCGAGAGAUUUCAACUCACCAUAGAGCUCUGCGGCAUCGCUGGCGGCUACAUUGCGACCGUAUUGAUCUGGGGAAUCCUGCUCCUCACAAUUGGAAGAAAGAUGAGACGAAAGACCGAAUCCACGCCAAAGGCUCUUGAGCUCGAGAUUGUGACUUCAAGGCCGGCUACAAGGAGUCUCGCAUCGCCACUAUCAGCUCGCUCAGCGACCUCGUGGUUCAAGAGAGGCUUCAAAACGAAGGAAACACAAGUCGAGGUAGGCCCUACUAUAAGUAGUCCUACCAGUCCUGUAGUCCAUUCUCCAGGGUCGUUCGACCAAAAGGUUAUCGAUGCCGACCGCAGCCGCGCUCAAGCUGAGAUGGAACGCUUGUAUGCUGCCGUCGCAGAGCAUGAUCGAAAGAAGUCACUCUCCCAGAUCAGCAUGGCUUCAGAAGAGGUGGAAUCAGGCGAGAGGAAACUUCCUAAGCUCAACACCAACACUUCCCGUGUCCAAGAUCGCGAGUUCUCUGCAUACUCAAACCCUGGAUCUCCAGUGAAAGCAAUCUAUCCACCUGGCUACAACAAUGGCCCACCAACUGCUCCCCUCCCUCGAGAACGCCAACGGAACGAACAACCACCCGCAAGCCCUCGUAGCAUCCUCUCAAAGAAGUCCCACAUGUCCAGUGCCUCCAACAGCAGCCGCUCUCGCAUCAAUCUCAAGAACCUACGCAUCUCUGGCCCAAUCCAGAAGUACCCAGGUGGAUCUGACGACGAGGAAGCCCGAACACCACUCUCUCCCCGCUACUACAACCCACCCGCACCCCCAUCACCACCCACAAACCACAAUUCUCCCACCACCCCCGGCACAAUCGAAGAAGUCUACGAGCAACUCGACGAGCCAAAACCCCUCCCACGACCCGCCCCGCAACGCUCCGGAACCUACUCCUCCUACAACACCCCAACAUCAGCAACCGCACCACCCAUGGGCACCGCAUCCGCAAACUCAAGCACACGCGAGCUCCCUCUCCGCGGCUACGCCGAGCCGAUGAGAUCCCCAGACCUCCGUACCACCGUCCUCGACCGCCGCAACGACAAGAUCUCCAUGACCACGCCCAAGACGAGCGUGCCAUACACCCCCUACUCGCCAUACAUGCCCUUCACGCCCAUCACACCCGUGACACCGCACCUCGUGACGAAGUCCGACAGGAAGAACAUGAAGAAGGCGUCAAAGAGACGACUCGCACCGCACCCGGAGAUGAUCCAAUCGCCCAAGGAGAUCUUCGGGGACGCCUACUAA